AGGCCGGCCCGCUAGAGGGAGCCAGGCGGGAGCCGGCGCGGGGCGGGGGCCGGGCCGGGCGGGGCCGUGACGCGCGGCGGCGGGCGGUGAGUAUAGGCUGCGCGGCCCGGCCGGUGUCAGUGUGAUGAAGAUUGGCGUGCAGCAGGUACCGUCUGGGGUCGGAUCCUGAGGCUCCUCUGUCCUUCACGCUGAUCCACUGAAAGAGUCCCCGAACUCUCAUUGAUGAGGGCCUAUAACCGAUCCCUGCAGAGCCUCACAAGAAACGCCCCCAUUCAGAGAUGAUUCUUCAUUGACCAUUACUUUCUGAGGUGCUUUGGCUGCGACUGAAAGAAGGAGGUUUUGUUUUACUGGCAGAGGAAGAGCAAAGGGGAGAGGUUCAAAGGACUGGCAGCUCCCAGAGCACACUCCAAACAGUUCUAGAUGUGACUCAAUCCCAUGAUGCAACAUGUCUCCCCAGCACCAGCUCUGACAAUGAUGGCCACACAGAGUGUGCCCCCUCCCCCUUACCAAGACAGCCAGCAGAUGACUGCCACAGCGCAACAGCCGGCUAAGGCACAGCCAGUGCACAUCACAACACCCUCGGCAGCAGCCAACCCCCCAGUCCCCAGCACUCCUAUUGACCCUCAGGCGCAGCUGGAGGCUGACAAGCGAGCUGUCUACAGGCAUCCUCUUUUCCCACUCCUGACGCUGCUGUUUGAGAAGUGUGAGCAGGCAACACAGGGCUCCGAGUGCAUCACCUCUGCCAGCUUUGACGUGGACAUUGAGAACUUUGUACACCAGCAGGAGCAGGAACACAAACCAUUCUUCAGUGAUGACCCCGAACUGGACAACCUGAUGGUGAAAGCAAUUCAGGUCCUGAGAAUUCAUCUGCUGGAGCUGGAGAAAGUGAAUGAAUUGUGCAAGGACUUUUGUAACCGUUAUAUCACCUGCCUCAAAACAAAGAUGCACAGCGAUAACCUACUCAGGAAUGAUCUUGGGGGGCCCUACUCCCCAAACCAGCCCUCCAUAAACCUACACCCACAGGAUUUGCUGCAGAAUUCUCCGAACUCGAUGACUGCAGUGGCCAACAACCCCCAGGGAAUUGUGGUCCCAGCAUCAGCGCUGCAGCCGGGGAACAUCUCCAUGACAACGGUCAAUUCACAAGUUGUGUCAGGUGGAGCCCUUUACCAGCCUGUAACUAUGGUAACAUCUCAGGGCCAGGUGGUAACCCAAGCAAUCCCACAAGGAGCCAUACAGAUCCAGAACACACAGGUUAACCUGGAUCUGACCUCCCUCCUUGACAGUGAAGAUAAAAAGUCAAAGAACAAACGGGGGGUCCUACCGAAGCACGCUACCAAUAUAAUGCGUUCCUGGCUCUUCCAGCAUCUUAUGCACCCUUACCCAACAGAGGAUGAGAAAAGGCAGAUAGCAGCACAGACAAACCUGACACUUUUGCAAGUCAAUAACUGGUUUAUCAAUGCCCGACGGCGCAUUCUGCAGCCCAUGCUUGACGCGAGCAAUCCAGAUCCAGCCCCCAAAGCCAAGAAGAUCAAAUCCCAGCACCGUCCUACUCAAAGAUUCUGGCCCAACUCUAUUGCAGCUGGAGUGCUGCAGCAACAAGGAGUCAAUCCUACUACCAAUCCUGACGGUGUCGUUUUUAUUUUAGGCUCCUUAAUUAUGGACAAUCUGCAGUCCCUGUCUUCCGAUAAUGCUACCAUUGCUAUGCAGCAAGCCAUGAUGGCAGCUCAUGACGAUUCACUUGAUGGAACAGAAGAUGAGGAGGAGGAUGAAAUGGAGGAAGAAGAAGAAGAAGAACUGGAGGAAGAUAACGAUGAGCUCCAGACAACGAAUGUCAAUGACCUUGGCUUGGAGCACAGUGACUCACUGGAGUAGCAAAGAAUUGAAGGUUCCCUGAUUUACGGUAGAGCAGAUGCCUCCUGGAAAGAUGUUUGCCUACCUAAAUCAGCAGCCCGAGGAAUUUUAGAGGAACCCUGAUCUUUGACAUACAAGCCCCCCACAUCGCUUUAAAAAUUAUGUAUGACAAAAUCAAGUAAUGAUACCCUUACAAAGUGUCCUGCUUGCCUGCAAUACACUGCAGCGGUGGACCGGAGUGCACAUUUAAGAGACCAGUAGAAUGUGCAGGGUAAUUAUUUAAGUGAAGGACACAUGUUUACAAGGCACAUAUUGUGGCCAGUUUUUUGUUUUUUUUUGUGUUGUUGUUGUUGUUUUUGAUAAGAACAAAAGUGUUUUUAGGGCAAGCUGUUUUCUGUAUGACUGAUUCUUUGAUGGAUGUUAUCAUGCAAUGCCUUUUUUUUGACAUGCAGGUGAGAGGCCGGUCUGUUUUCAUUUUCACUGCUUUUAUGAAAGAUUUAUAGAUACAAAAGGAUUGAUGCUUUUUUUAAGUGAAAGAUUGUAAUGAUUAUAAAUAUCUAAAUGUAGGGAAAUCAGAGUUUGCCAAUCGUCAGAAUUUAAAACUGAACAUUGAAAGACUUUAGUGCUGGAUCCAUUUAGAUUCCUGAUUAGUGCUGAUUAAAUGAAUGUCAACUCUUCCAGACUACCAUCUCUUCCUAUACAGAGUGACAAACCCCAGGAAGUACAGAGGGGACACACACA
Molecule: messenger RNA, 2592 nt
Organism: Chrysemys picta bellii (western painted turtle)
Lineage: Eukaryota; Metazoa; Chordata; Testudines; Emydidae
Gene: PKNOX2
Product: PBX/knotted 1 homeobox 2
Biological process (GO): regulation of transcription by RNA polymerase II
Molecular function (GO): RNA polymerase II cis-regulatory region sequence-specific DNA binding
Source: RefSeq, a predicted model, not a curated record